AUGAAGACUACAAAUCUCAAUGUCAUUAUUAAACCAAUAAUCAAUGAGGUCAAUAAUAAAAAUCCAUUUUUAACUACAAAAGAAUGUCAGACAUCUAUUGAGGUUGACUCCAAUACUUUGUUGAAGGAUGUUUGUAAAGUUGUUUUGGAGCAAAAUGGAAUAGGACAUUUGGCUUUUACUUCAAAAGCUUUUAUUGAAGCUCCAGGUUCUAGAUCCAUUAAUUGUGAGACUUUCUAUCCUGAUAAGGAGAUUAAUAUUGAUAUUGUAAGAAAUUUAGUUGGAAAUCCUUUUAUUAUUGUUAUCUAUGCUCAUGGAGAAGUUGAAGAUUUUUGUGAAGCAACUUUAAGAAAAUCAGCUCUUUCUAGUUUACUAGAUUUUUUACACAAUAAUGAACCAUCUCAUAAUAAUCUUAAGAUGGAUCCAAUAGUAAAAAAAUUUAUUGAAUAUAUCAAGAAUAAUUCAAAUGAGAAAACUUUAGAUAGAAAUUUGUCAAUGAUUAAUGAUAAUCUUGUAAACGGUACAAAUUGCCACAAUAACAUUACAUUAAGAACUCCAGUACAUCCAAAUUCAACUAGCAAAGUAGAGGUCGAAUCUAGAUCAAGACAAGCUAAGAAGUAUUUACCUUCUCAAGCCAAUUCACCAACACUAGGUGUUAAUGUAAAUCUUUAUAAUCACCUUAAAGAGAAAAGUAUAAUAUCAGGAAGUCCACUCUUAAAAACUCCAUUAUCAAGUAGAUUAGAUUGUAAAUCAAGAAAAACAAAGUUGAAUCAGUUAAGAGAGGUAAAUUCUCUAAGACAAAUUUAUCAAAACAAAGGAAAAUUAACUACCAGUGAAAUUAUUCAAUUUACCAAGAAAAUAAAUGCAGUCUGUAAACGUCCUGGAAAUUUAAAAAUAACACCAUACCAAGUUUCAUCUUGGUUAAAAAAUAGAAAAUUUAAAAGUAUUGAACGAAGUUUUUAUGCAGAAGGAAAUGUCACACUUUAA
Molecule: messenger RNA, 984 nt
Organism: Strongyloides ratti
Lineage: Eukaryota; Metazoa; Nematoda; Chromadorea; Rhabditida; Strongyloididae
Exons: 4
Coding region: 1-984 (327 amino acids)
Source: RefSeq, a predicted model, not a curated record